Molecule: messenger RNA, 3778 nt
Organism: Entelurus aequoreus (snake pipefish)
Lineage: Eukaryota; Metazoa; Chordata; Actinopteri; Syngnathiformes; Syngnathidae
Product: retinol dehydrogenase 13-like
Exons: 7
Coding region: 322-1182 (286 amino acids)
Source: RefSeq, a predicted model, not a curated record
CACUGCAACAACUGUCGUAUCAGCUGAGGAAGCACAAGUUGCACAACCCAAACGGGUUUAUUUCGCUUAAUUAAUGAAUUAUGAACAAGUAUGUUUUACCUGUUUCGGUCUUCGGAACUGCUAUUGGGUGUGCUGUCAUAAUAAAUACAUGACUCCCCCUAAGUCCUCGGGUUUGAUCCCUUGCAAAGGAACCAUGUGACAGGGGGCCGCUGUCAUAGCAAAGCUAAGUUAAACGGGAAGACGGUGGUGAUAACUGGAGCCAACACAGGCAUUGGCAAAGAGACGGCGCGGGAAUUGGCCAAGAGAGGGGGGCGUGUCAUUAUGGGAUGCCGAGACAUGGAAAAGUGUGAGGCGGCUGCCAGAGAAAUCCGCGGCAACACCCUGAAUCCUCAUGUCUAUGCAUGUAAGCUGGACUUGGCCUCUAUGGCAUCCAUACGGGAGUUUGCAGUGAGGAUCAAAGAAAAGGAGCAGCGUGUGGACGUAUUAAUAAACAAUGCAGGGGUCAUGAGAUGUCCCCCCUGGAAAACAGAGGAUGGAUUUGAGAUGCAGUUUGGAGUUAAUCAUUUAGGCCACUUCUUAUUGACAAAUCUUUUGCUGGAUAAGUUAAAAGAGUCCGCCCCCAGCAGAGUGAUCAACCUUGCCUCGCUCGCCCACAUCGUUGGAAAGAUGGACUUUGACGACCUUAACUGGGAGAGGAAGAAGUAUGACACCAAGCAAGCGUACUGUCAGAGCAAGCUUGCCAAUGUUCUCUUUACAAGAGAGCUGGCCAAGCGCUUACAAGGAACAGGAAUCACAGUGAAUGCAGUACACCCUGGUAUUGUUGCCACAGAGCUUGGCAGGCACACUGGUCUGCACCGAUCUUGGCUCUCCAGCACUGCUCUCGGUCCUUUUUUCUCCCUGUUGGUAAAGAACCCAGAGCUUGGGUCCCAGCCCAGCAUCUACAUGGCGGUGGCCGAGGAGAUGGAAGGGGUGACGGGACGCUACUAUGACGUGUUGUCAGAAAAGGAGCCGGCACCCCAGGCUAUGGAUGAGGAGGCAGCUCGCAGGCUGUGGGAGAUCAGCAGCAGGCUAGUGGGCCUGGAGGAGAAAGAACUGUCUAGCAUGCCAGCACAAAGUCAGCUCAGUGCUGAGAAGACACAUGGACACAGCAUGGGACCAGUUGUUGGAGCUGCUGGCUUGUAGCAGAUCAAAUAAUAUCCAAGGUUUUGAUUGGCUUUCUUAUUCAGAGAGUUUUGCUUUAAAUGUGUUGUGCAACAAAAGAUUGUGCUCUAUUUUUAAUGUUAUGUGCAUAAGGGCAUACAGCGGGGAAAUUAAAUUAUCCACACUGUUUGCAAAAUAUCCGUAGGGUAGAGUGAUUUCUAUCCAAAAAGCUCCACAUGGGAUUUUGAUGUGUUCAAGGAUGGAAAUGUAUGUGGAGCUGUGUGCAAAAUGUAGAGCAACAGCGCCCUCUGGCUGCUAGGUUUUUGCCACAAACCCAUUAAAAAACAUAUCUUUUAAUACAACCCUGGCAAAAAAUAUAGAAUCACUAAUUCUUGGAGGAUUAAUUUUAUAGGAAAAAAGCAAAUAACAGACAUGACACAAAACUAUAGUCAUUUCAAAUGGCAACCCUCUUGCUUUGAAAACACAAAAAUACAUUAAGAAAAUAAUUUGUGGUAGUCAGCAAGCUUUAUUUUUUUAUCAAGAGUAAAAAAAAACAUGCAAUCACUAAAUUCUGACGAAGAAAUAAUGGAAUCACCAUGUAAUUUUUCAGUUAGUCUGCAGUUAAAAAGGAGUGUUCAAACCUUGGGAGAGCUGUUGCACCAGGUAGAAUGACAUGAAUCACGGCUCCAACACAAGAGAUGUCAAUUGAAACAGGAGAGGAAUAUCAAACUUCUUUGAGAAGGUAAAUCAUCAGUCAAUGUUGCAAAAGCUGUUGUUCAGUCAGCUAUGUCUAAAAUCUGGAACAAGUGCAAACAACAUGGGAAGGUUGUAAAAGGUGAGCAUAAUGGGAGAGAAAACUUAAAUAUGUUUUGAAAACAGAAAAUGCACAGCAAAACAAAUUGACGGAAACUGGAGUCACUGUCUGUGACCGAACUAUAAGAAACCGUCCAUCCAUCCAUCCAUUUUCUACCACUUGUCCCUCUCUGGGUCGUGGGGGUGCUGGAGCCUAUCCCAGCUGCCCUAAGGUGGAAGGCGGGGUACACCCUGGACAAGUCGCCACUUCAUCGCAGAGCCAACACAGAUAGACAACAUUCACACUCACACCUAAAGGAAAUAGGAUUUAAAUACAGAAAAGCUCAAUGAAAGUGAUCAUUAACAUCCACAAAUUUAAAAAAAAACAUUUAUUUUACCUUGUUGUGAACACGACUGCUGAUGAAUUUAUAUUGUUACUUUUAUGAAUCUAUUUGAUCAUUUUCACCAAGCUGCUAGUAUAAGUUUGACUUUAAGCUCAUUUGUAUGUCUCCUAGAGCAGUGUUUUUCAACCUUUUUUGAGCCAAGGCACAUUUUUUCUGUUGAAAAAAUCCAGAGGCACACCAGCAGAAAUCAUUAAAAAACAAAACUCAGUUGACAGUAAAAAGUUGUUGUGACAAUUGUUGGAUAUGAAUAUAAACCACAACCAACCAUGCAUCAAUAUAGCUUUUGUCUCAAAGUAGGUCUACUGUCAUGACUUGUCACAUCACACUGUGACUUAUUUUGAGUUUUUUUUGGUGUUUUCCUGUGUGUAGUGUUUUAGUUCUUGUCUUGCGCUCCUAUUUUGGUGUUUUUUUCUCUUUUUUUGGUAUUUUCCUGUAGCAGUUUCAUGUCUUCCUUUGAGUGAUAUUUCCCACAUCUACUUUGUUUUAGCAAUCAAGAAUAUUUCAGUUGUUUUUUAUCAUUCUUUGUGGGGACAUUGUUGAUCGUCAUGUCAUGUUCGGAUGCACAUUGUGGACGCCGUCUUUGCUCCACAGUAAGUCUUUGCUGUCGUCCAGCAUUCUGUUUUUGUUUACUUAGUAGCCAGUUCAGUUUUAGUUUCGUUCUGCAUAGCAUUCCCUAAGCUUCAAUGCCUUUUCUUAGGGGCACUCACCUUUUGUUUAUUUUUGGUUUAAGCAUUAGACACCUUUUUACCUGCACGCUGCCUCCCGCUGUUUCCGACGUCUACAAAGCAAUUAGCUACCUAUUGAUAUGAAGAGUAUAACAUAGUUACUCUGCCGAGCUCUAGACAGCACCGACACUCAACAACAACACAUAAUUUGCAGACUAUAAUUACUGGUUUGCAAAAAAUAUUUUUAACCCAAAUAGGUGAAAUUAGAUAACCUCACACGGCACACCAGACUGUAUCUCACGGCACACUAGUUGAAAAACACUAUCCUAGAGCAGUGAUUGUGGCAAAAGUAUUGUGAACUCUGAACUGUGGUACACAUGGGCUCCAUCUAGUGGUACUCCAAAGAAUCAAUUAAAUAUUGUAUGUGCAACUAAUUGCAUGUAAUUAAUUUUGUUUUAUUUUCGUAUAUUUAAGCACUAAUGUUACUGUGGCCAAAUAUAUUAAAUAUAAUUGUUAGGUGGAACCUCUACUUUGUUUUUAAUGAAUACUUAGACUCACUACCCUACUGUAUUGUAUUGUUGGUCAUUAUGGUGGUACUUGGAUAGCCAAUUGUUUUCUGAGGUGGUAAUUGGUGAACAAAGUUUGAUAACCACAACUGUCCUAGAGGUUAAAAACAAUAAACUCAAAUAUAAUAUGAUGAAAACUGAGCAACUGGAUGAACAUUCUCCAUGAGUGGUGAUUUCUUAAUUUUUGCCAAGGGUAGUUCCCAUUCGAACC